Drosophila biarmipes is the source of this 1414-nucleotide messenger RNA. RefSeq names its product allatostatin-A. The transcript is spliced from 3 exons. The record is from RefSeq and is a predicted model, not a curated record. The coding region runs from base 238 to 702 and encodes 154 amino acids. Lineage: Eukaryota; Metazoa; Arthropoda; Insecta; Diptera; Drosophilidae. Gene Ontology annotation, molecular function: neuropeptide hormone activity.
UUUGAUCCGUCAACGUGCAACAGGAGCAGCAGAAGCGCCGAGCCUCGCCGCGGAUUCCCAGUCAGCCCAGUGCACCUCGUGUCCUGUUUCUGAGUUACAGAGUUUCGUUCCUUGAAAAGAUCCUGCGAAAGUAUCAUCGCGGUUUUUUGCCAUCCGGUUCGUGAGUUUUUCCAGCGCCAUUUGGACUCAGCUCAGCGUCAGCCAGACGUGCCACAUCCUCGUCAGCCCAGAAUCACAAUGAACUCCCUUCACGCCCACCUCCUCCUCCUGGCCGUUUGCUGCGUCGGCUACAUCGCCAGCUCGCCGGUAAUUGGCCAGGAUCAGCGUGGUCCAGUGGCCGGCGACAGCGAUGCCGACGUCCUGCUAGCCGCCGACGAGAUGGCCGACAACGGAGGCGACAACAUCGACAAGCGGGUGGAGCGGUACGCCUUCGGCCUGGGUCGCCGGGCCUACAUGUACACGAACGGAGGGCCGGGCAUGAAGCGCCUGCCGGUCUACAACUUCGGGCUGGGCAAGAGGUCGCGUCCCUACUCCUUCGGACUGGGCAAGCGCGCCGACUACGACUACGAUCAGGACAACGACGUCGACUACAGAGUGCCGCCAGCGAACUACUUGGCAGCCGAGCGUGGUGUGCGACCUGGCCGACAGAACAAGCGGACGACGCGCCCGCAACCCUUCAACUUUGGCCUGGGCCGGCGUUAAGUUUGCCUGGGCCUAGUGCUCCCCGGAUGGCGCACUAAUCCAAUCCAGCCGUGCGCCAUUCGCCAGGGAGGCCAUCCUAGUCCUACCUUACGUUAUCAAAGAAGUACUUGCAAAAAGCUCUCAGAAUCUUCUCCACACCUAAAUCACAUUCAGGAGCCAAUCUAAAUAUCUUUGAAUCCGAAUCCAACCGAACCCUUUGCACGCCCCUCGUCCCUUAAUAUUUAUAUUAAAUCGCUAGAGCCAAGUGUAGUUAUUUUUAGUUUUUAAAUCGAGACGUUUAACGGCAGCCUACAAUCGACAUAAAACUGCAAAAAAGACAAAAAAAGAAACCGAGACCGUAUGAGAAUGAAACUGGCGUGUGCAAUUAUCAAGGAAAAUACAUAAAAUGUUAUACGAAUCUAUUAUAUAUGCAUAUUCAAUCCAAUUUACAGUACUCCAAAUAUGUAUGUACAUUUUAAAGGGGCAUUAAUUAACAUAUACACGCGGAUUUAAACUUAUAUGCUUGGGGCAAUCUCUCUCAAGUGGCAUUCGUUGUGGUCGCAAUCGGAGGAGCACGAAUACUGGGUAACCACUGCAUACUAAUAUCGAUGUAACUAGCUGUUUGACAAAGUGAUUACUAAUUUAACUAUAUGAUUACGAAUAUGUAAUUGAUUUGUGAAUACAUACCUACCCAAAUAAACAUGGGCGCAGCCACACUGCGCAGGCAAAUCCA